CCUGUAAAUUUCGACAUACGAUACUAUACGUAGUAGGGGUCGAUUUGUUUGUGCAGUGUAAUUGAAAUGCUAGUAAUAACUAAGUGGUCGUUUUUCAGCGGGCUGCUACGUGGCGAACAUGAUGUUCCCGUCUAACUUCACGCCGAGGUUUCUGCGAGCCAUCUUGAUGGGCGCCGUCGUCGCCAUCACGAUGGCCGAGGUGAUCAUCCACAUGAUGCUGAACGACUACAUCCAGUACGGUGCUCUCCCAUGGUACAUCGGCGAUGUGGCAAUAGUGGCCAUCUCAAUGGUGGAAGUGAUUCUCGCGCCGCCGGUGUCCUGGGCAGGCUAUGGCCGUCGCCGCUCUGCUCUGAUAUCGUGGCUUCUUGUUCCCGCUGUUGCCGUGCUACUGCUGGUUCCUCUACCUCCGCUGGAACUACCUGAAGGAAACUUUUUGUGCACUGGUGCCCCGCAAGAAUCGCUGCUGAGCAUGAACGCCUUAUCCUCGGUGCGCCUCGCGUUCAUUCUGUUCGUCGGUGCUUGCUGCGCAGUGGCUCGCCAAGGCAUAUGGUGUCACGGAAUCGCUUACCUCGACGAGCAUCGCCCUGAUGCUAUAACCAUGCAUUUCGGUCUACUGGUUACAACUCGCGUAGUGGGACUGGUGGUGCUGCCCAAAAUCUUGUUUAAGGAAAUGCCAUACUGGCUGCAGGCCCUCGGCGUUACCGGCCCCCUAAUGCUCAGCGUUCUCCAACUGAUCAAGCUACCUCAACAGGCACCACCAUCUGAGCCGGACAUGAAAGUGAUGUCUAUGACCGGUCGUGAUCGUUACCUGCAGAGUGUGACUCGUGUGAUGCAGUCUAAGCUGGCCUUGUCUUAUAUGGUCAUAAUGUCGCUUCUAGCAGCUAGCGUUUGGGGAUUUGGAUGGUACGAAAAGGCUCUCAUUAGGACGAUGUACCACGUCGUGCCCCCGACUUUCGGCGCAGGCUUGAUUAGCGACAUCCUCAUGUAUCAUAUUGUGGUAAUUCCUGUCAUGCUGAUUGGGUUGAAGCAGAUACCGCCGAUCAGGAAGGUCUUCAACCGAGCUACGAACUCUGCGAUCACUUUCAAACUGAAUGUACUUGUGGGCUUUCUCUAUCUCGUCAUUACUUUGGCUCUGGACUGCAAGCUUUGCCCAAUAGAAGGAUUUGACGGAUUCUCAUACGAGCGACCGAAUUGCAGCGAAUACUGCAGCUGCGCUUCCCCUUGGAACGGUUUCUCACCGGUCUGCGUAGGCUCUGUCGACCUUACGCCCGUCACUUUCGUCAACCCAUGCCACGCCGGAUGCCAGAAGAUCGAGGAGUUUGCUGGAGUGGAGUACUUGACCGACUGCACAUGUGGCCAAUACAAUAUGACGGGCAUCGAAGUGAACGGCACGUGGGUGGGUGGUCACGGACACGGUAAUUCCUGCAGCGCAUUCUCCUGCUUCGGCGUCGUUGGACUACACCAAUUCCUGUUCUUGGUCACCGUCACCCUCACGAUUCUCUCGUUCCAGCUGCAGGGCGUAUUGAUACUCCGCGAGGUGGACCACCGCGACCGCUCCGUGGCACUCGGACUCGCCGGCUCCCUUAUCACCGUCGUCACCUUCGUCGUUGGACACCUGGCCUACUUCUUCAUCGGAGUGUUGACCUGCGCUUGGUCCGAGAACAACAUCUGUCUGCUGCAGAACAACACCUUUCCUACGAUGUUGGGAGCUGUCAGCGCAAGUUUGGCGUUCACCUCCUCAUUAAUCGGGUGCGUGGUAUGGGUUAUUCUGAAGCGUCGCGACGCCGCCGGCGAAGUUGACUCCGAUAACGACAUGUAAACGGCAUCUUUAGUCGAUGGUGUUCAAUAUUGUAAUGUUAACACUGCAUUGUGUUAACAAUUCUGGCAUGCUCGUGGUUAUAUACGUAAGCAGACGCGCUCAGUGUUUGAGACUACGCGUCCCGCUUUAAUUAUUACAUUCCCCACUCCAUUGGUGUUGUGGCUAUUUAUA
This is a messenger RNA of Hyposmocoma kahamanoa, 1990 nucleotides long. RefSeq names its product solute carrier organic anion transporter family member 1C1-like. The record is from RefSeq and is a predicted model, not a curated record. Gene Ontology annotation, cellular component: membrane. Gene Ontology annotation, biological process: transmembrane transport; sodium-independent organic anion transport. NCBI's taxonomy places the organism in Eukaryota, Metazoa, Arthropoda, Insecta, Lepidoptera, Cosmopterigidae. Gene Ontology annotation, molecular function: protein binding. The coding region runs from base 119 to 1819 and encodes 566 amino acids. The transcript has 12 exons.